CCUUCACAGGCAGUGAAGCAGGUCUGCAGGUGUCUAUCUUUCUCUCCCCCUCUCUGUCUUCCCCUCCUCUCUCCAUUUCUCUCUGUCCUAUCCAACAACAACGACAUCAAUAAUAACUACAACAAUAAAAACAAGGACAAUAAAAGGGAAUAAAUAAAUAUUUAAAAAAUAUGGGGGUCUUAUCUCCUCUGGCUAGACUGGAUUCUUCCCUAGUUGUCCUGCUUAGGAGUGUGGAGGGAGGAGGUACAGUAUCUGUAGUCACUGACUGCUGUGAAGCCCAUCAGGCACAGCAGAAAUACAGACUUGGGGGGGGUGGACUGUAGCACAGUGGGUUAAGCGCACAUAGCGCAAAGCGCAAGGACCAGCAUAAGGAUCCUGGUUCGAGCCCCUGUGGUGAAGCAGGUCUGCUGGUGUCUUAUCUUUCCCCCUCUUUGUCUUCCCCUCCUCUUUCUAUUUCUCUCUGCCUAUCGAACAACAACAGCAAUAAAACAACAAAGGCAACAAAAUGGAAAAAAAUAAGUCUGCAGGAGCAGUGGAUGCAUGGUGCAGGCAGUGAGCCCCAGUGAUAACCCUGGAGGCAAAAAAAAAGAAAGAAAGAAAGAAAAGAAAUACAGAUUUAGGUUAUAUGUCCCUAUAUCACAGAGGAAAUACAAAUCUCUACCAGGCACACAGAUUAAAAUACAUAGGGUGAAUCAGGAGAGUGUGCACUCUGUGUUCAUCGAUUUUUGUAUUUCACCAACUAUUCUCAUUUCUAGAGGGUAAAGUCAACAGCCCGCCUCAGUAGCCUCCAUCACUCUAUGGGGAUUGAUUGCAACCUAGGCUAAUCCCCUCCAAUCUGUGCCCCCUAAUUGCUCCCCAGAGGGCUCUAAAGCCCAGAUCAAGUUCCUGCCACAUCCUGUGGCUGUGCUCAGGCCCUCCCACUGGAGAGUGCUGUGGCAGGCUGUCCUCACCUCUUCCAGGGCUGCCUGGCCACUCUGGGCUCCUUGCAACUGCUUUUUGUAGAAAGGGGCUCUUCUUCCUAUAUUAGUAACUGACCAUACUACUUAAAAAGCAGGUAGCUGCACCUAUUUCUUUCUUUCUUUUUUUUUUUUUUUUUGGUUGUGUGGCAAGGGUGAGAGGAGAAGCCUUGCAUAUAGUCAGAUUUUCCCGCUUACAGGGGCCCUUUUUGUUGUUCCAUUUUUUUUUUUUCCAUUCAGAGAGAGAAAGCUAGCUCACCAGCCCGACUCACCUAUUCAUUUGAUCGUCAUAUGCACAGCCUACGGAACACAACUCUGUCCAUGUACAAGUGAAGAGCUGGGGUACACUCACCCUGCGGGGACGCAUAGUAUCUACUCUCCAGCCACCUUUGCCCCUAAGCUGCAGGUUAACCACCAAAGGCCCCGUGGGCUGACCUCAGCUAUUCGGGUUCACGCUCCGCGCAUGCUCCGCAGAGCUGGACUACAACCCCCAGCAUGCAUUGCGGUGAUGACAGCAAAGUCCCUUUCAAAUCAGCCAAUCAGUUGUCCUCGACGCCCGCGCCACAUUUAAAUCGCUGAGGUGCGGCUGCUGGCUGUUCUAGCCACUUCCGGCAGCUCUGUCCUGGGAAGCGGAGCGCAGCGACCGGCCUGCAGCGGAAGAUGGAUGUCCCCAAGAAGGAUGUGUCCAGAUCCAUCCUCGCGGGGAUUCUACGCUUCCUGGUUUGUUGGCUACCGUGCAUCCUAUGCCAAGACUCCUCUAAGGCGCACGGACAUUCUUCUUUUGGCUGAUGAAAAAUUUGACUUUGAUCUUUCAUUGUCUUCUUUAAGUGCCAAUGAAGAUGAUGAAGUCUUUUUUGGACCUGUUGGGCAUAAAGAAAGAUGUAUUGCCGCCAGCUUAGAGUUAAAUAAUCAAAUUCCCAAAGAAAAUGUUUCGCCGGCGUCUGAAAGUCAGUUCAACUGGAGUCCUCUCACAGGAGAAAAAUUUGUGGAAAUUUAUAAAGAAGCUCACUUAUUGGCAUUACAGAUAGAAAGCGACAACAAAAACAAGGAAGCUCAAUCUGCCCAGUCUGAAGACCCUGGGAACCCUGGUGUGGAAAAAUUCCUACAAGAAUCAAAAUUAAAAAUAAACCUCUUCGAGAAAGAAAAGGAAAUGCAGAAAAGCCCCCAGUCACUUAAAAGGGAGACAUACCACCUGUCAGACAUCCCCGUGCAGGGGUCACCACUCCUGAGAGACCAGCCGUCCUCCAGCAUGGCCCUGCAGAGUGCUCCUCCCCCGGCCUGCCUCCCCCAGCCGCAGGGACCCCCACACCACGCACGUUCUUCUUUGGUGGGACCACGUACAACCGCUCAUCCUCUCAAACAGACAGUAACUCAGAAAAAGGGUGUCAGCAAGUUGCCUCCUCCCCGAGCAUCAAGUAUUAGAGGGAAAAGUACUCAGUUGGCCCUGGAGAAGCCUACAAAAGACAUGCCAGCCAGUCCUUCCAGGAUGAAAGCCACAAAUGAAAAGGAUGUGCCCCCAGCACAGCAGGGAGUGUUUCCCAGCACAGCAGGGAGUGUUGCCAGUCUGCCAGCCAGUGGGAGCCACCUGGUACAGGGCAAGCGCUUGCUCUCCAUUCCAAACAAGUCUGGGCUGAAGAAAACUCUGUUGAAACCGCCUGGUUGUGCCAGCAGUCUUGCAAGAAAGUCCUCCUCCUUGGGAUCUGUUUCAGCUAAAGCAAGUGAGCGUUCAGGUGUUCCUGUGGACCGAUCCCACUCUCUCUCCAACACCAUCCCGCCAGGCCGAACGGGGCCCGCCCCAGCUCGGCAGUCUGUGCAGGCGGCCCCCAUGGGAGUGUCUUGUAAGCAGAGCCAAGGGGCCAAGGUUGCUGACUUGUCUGUGGAGCCCCCCAGGGUGCCUGACACAGCAGCUUCCACCCAAACCCUGACUCCAGAGCCUAGAGGCCUGGGGCGGAACUCUCGUCCCAGUUUGUCACAGUCUUCACAACUACGCAAACCCGAGAGUACAAGAAGGCGAGACUCCUCUGUCAGCGCCAAGGCAAAGGCACUUCCGACCCCCACAAACCCGUUUAAAGUCCCCAAAUUCCCUACUGGUGAACUCCCAGGCGGUGCCACACCUCAGCUCUCUCAGGCUCAGAGACCGCAGUCCUGCUCGUCAGUGGGGAGUGUCCUUCACAGCACUCCUGCUAGAAACUCGUCAGGACCUGCCUCCCAGAGCUCUUUAAGCAGCACCCGGACCCCCAUGAGUACUAGACGCCUCUCAGCCUUGCCCACACCCGCUGGCCGGCGACUCUCUGGCCUCCAGUUUUUGACCCCCAGAACCAUGCCCAGGACCCUGGCCUCUCCCCUGUGUAUGCCCACUCAGCAACUUUCUUCCGAGCCCCAAAAAAAAUCCUCCACAAGAAUGGCGUCAGAGAGAGGAAGCAACAGCAAAGCUGUCUCUGGGCACCCAGACCUGUGGCCUGAUGGGAACUUUUCUCCUCCAUUCUCUGUGCCACAGGCACUUAGCUUUUCUCCAGAAAAGAUUGAUUGCACUUUUUCAAAGUCUGUCACUACAGAAGUGGCAGCGGUUGAAGUACCACCUGAAGACACAGCCCCUCCUGAGGCUGUUCUUGUGGACAUCAAACUAGACCAACUUACUAUUACUCCAAAAGUUGAAAGCACACCCCUUGUCGACCUCCCUCUUAUCGACUUCUCCAAUACCCCAGAAGCAAACGUCGCUUUGGGGUCAGAAAGUCGACCUCUGAUCGACCUGCUGGUAAAUACCCCUGACAUGAGCAGGAGCACAGCACUGAAGCCUGGCCAUGAGGUGGGACAGCUAAUAGACUUGGCCUCUCCUCUGAUCCAGCUGAGUCCUGAGGCAGACAAAGAAAACGUGGAUUCACCUCUGAUCAAAUUCUGAGUGGAACUAAGUCCUUUAAAUUGUACUCUUUUUAAAGAGAACUUUCCGUCCUGAAGUAGUUUUACUCUUAGAAAUCGGUUCUAGGAGUAACUGCACUGGAAAAAGGAAAACCAGCCUAAGUAGUUAUGUUGCUGGGAUGGGUGGGGAGGGGGUGGCCUGGGGGGGUGGUUUCCAGACAGAGGUCACACCUGUCACACAGCUCCCCUCUCCCGCUGCCCCCACUGUGCUGGAGUCGGAUGUGGAAACUGCUCCGGAUGAAGACUUGUGGGGGAUAUUUUGUUUGUAAAGGAACAAGUAAUUUGUUUUAAAAUUAAAGCUGUAUGAAGUUAUGUAUUCUAGGUUUAAAUUAAAUUGUAAGUAUAUAAAAAUAUACUAAAGCUUGUGAUUCUUA
Molecule: messenger RNA, 4246 nt
Organism: Erinaceus europaeus (western European hedgehog)
Lineage: Eukaryota; Metazoa; Chordata; Mammalia; Eulipotyphla; Erinaceidae
Gene: GTSE1
Product: G2 and S-phase expressed 1
Exons: 13
Coding region: 1621-3855 (744 amino acids)
Cellular component (GO): cytoplasmic microtubule; microtubule cytoskeleton
Molecular function (GO): microtubule binding
Source: RefSeq, a predicted model, not a curated record